This is a messenger RNA of Rangifer tarandus platyrhynchus (Svalbard reindeer), 423 nucleotides long. The record is from the annotation of a GenBank genome assembly. Lineage: Eukaryota; Metazoa; Chordata; Mammalia; Artiodactyla; Cervidae.
AUGUUCCUGAUUGGUCAGCGAAAGAGCCCAACUUCUGACAUUGUUUUCUGCAGCACAGAGUAUAUUCAAAAGCGGAGAGAAGUUUCUGUGUUUUUAUUUCAUUGCUUUCAGUUCAAUAAAACAGUUGUUUCAUCUGCACCUAAAGUGUAUGGCACAAUUUUCUUAAGAAUUAGGGGAACAAGGUGCCUACAGUUACAGGAACGUUUCAGUUCCUUUCAGUCAUUCCUGGGUUUUUCUUUAUUUUAUAAGGAGGUUGAAGAAGGAAGAUGUGAUAAAGAAGAAAGCAACACCAUUGAUUUUUUUUUUUUAAGAAAUGGUAUAUAUAUGUGUGUGUAUAUGUAUGUGUAUGUGUUCAGUGUAUUAUUUUGUCAUGAUCCCAACUAUCUUCUGUCCACCAAAGUUUGCAGUAAUAUUCUCUCCUGA